CAUGGGGGGGAUGAAGAUUAACAUCUACCACACACAAUGGGUUAAAGCCUUCAAUCCCAGCUUUAAAAUCUAAGGCCCGGUCAAACCCAUCAGAGCUCUCCGAGUCACCCUGCACCAUGUCGAAGAGUUCUGGAGGGGACAGAUGGCUGAGUGAGCUUGGCUACAAGUUGGGCCAAACUCUAGGUGAGGGGAGCUAUUCCAAGGUGAGGGUGGCCACCUCAGCCAAGUACAAAGGCCCACUAGCCAUCAAGGUGGUAGACCGACGCCGGGCACCCCCUGACUUUGUACACAAGUUCCUUCCCCGAGAGCUCUCCAUCUUACGGGCAAUUCGUCAUCCAAACAUCGUACGAGUCUUUGAAUUCAUUGAAGUUUGCAAUGGGAAACUUUACAUAGUGAUGGAAGCAGCUUCCACUGACUUGCUACAACUGGUGCAACAAUUGGGGAAGCUGCCAUGUGUCCCAGAAGCUCGGGACAUCUUUAUGCAGGUCGUGGGAGCUGUGCGCUACUUACAUGACCGGAAUUUGGUGCACCGGGACCUCAAGUGCGAGAACGUGCUGCUCACUUCAGAUGGCCGCCGAGCAAAGCUAACUGACUUUGGCUUUGGAAGGGAGUCACGUGGGUAUCCGGACCUGAGCACCACUUACUGUGGAUCAGCUGCCUAUGCCUCCCCUGAGGUGCUGUUGGGCAUUCCCUAUGACCCCAAGAAGUAUGAUGUGUGGAGUCUGGGUGUAGUACUUUAUGUGAUGGUUACUGGCUGCAUGCCCUUUGAUGACUCUCACAUCCACAGUAUGCCACGUCGCCAAAAGAAGGGGGUCUUCUACCCAGAUGGCCUCCCUGCCUUACCUGAUCCCUGCAAAGCCCUUAUUGCCCAACUGCUGCAGUUUAGUCCAGCAUCCCGACCUGGAGUGGGGCAGAUAGCCAAGAACAGUUGGCUCAAAGGCGGGGUCAAAGACACUUCUACCAGAUAGCCCAGCUCUAGGAUCAGUUAAUACAGUUGGAAUUUUGUCUCAAUGGAGCGGUUGUGGGGGAAGAAAGGAUGCCAGAGCGAUAUUGAGAAGGUGGAGCUACAGAAUAGUCCAGGGUCAUGAAGAAGAACAGGAGCCAUACUGCAGCAUUCAGAGACAUCACAACCGGGUAUUAUGGGAGAAAGCUUUUGAAGGAACCAGAUGAAGGUGCAGGGAACUGGAUUCAAGGAUUUUCAUGACUUUGUAUUCCAGCAGCUCUAGACGAGAGUGGACAAGUUUAAUUGCAUGUUACAUACAGAAUAUGCAGCAGUGGUACAACCUGUAACAAAAAAAGAAGAGAGCUGUGAUCCUUUCCAAAGGACCUGGGCUUCAUCACAGAAUCUAAGUUUGCCAAUGUGCAGGUGAGACAGUGAGACAUACCUCUGCAAAGUGUUGUCUGAAGUCUAAUGCACAAAUAAACCCUGAAGCUCCCAUCUA
Molecule: messenger RNA, 1442 nt
Organism: Hemicordylus capensis (graceful crag lizard)
Lineage: Eukaryota; Metazoa; Chordata; Lepidosauria; Squamata; Cordylidae
Product: testis-specific serine/threonine-protein kinase 6-like
Exons: 1
Coding region: 117-968 (283 amino acids)
Biological process (GO): microtubule cytoskeleton organization; protein phosphorylation; intracellular signal transduction
Cellular component (GO): cytoplasm
Molecular function (GO): ATP binding; protein serine/threonine kinase activity; tau-protein kinase activity
Source: RefSeq, a predicted model, not a curated record